Rotaria sp. Silwood1 is the source of this 609-nucleotide messenger RNA. NCBI's taxonomy places the organism in Eukaryota, Metazoa, Rotifera, Eurotatoria, Philodinida, Philodinidae. The record is from the annotation of a GenBank genome assembly.
AUGUUCAUCAUAACUAUAAGCGCUUUAUUCUUGAUAAUUCAUCAAGGACAAUGUGCCAUGAAAGCUACAGCUAUUCUAUAUGGUGAUAAUUCAAUAACGUCUUACGGUACUUUGACAUUCAAACAAGAGAACGCUACUACAUCUGUUGUUAUUACUGGUAUACUUUCAGGACUCAAUGCUAGUAGUGCACAUGGUUUUCAUGUUCACGUAUAUCCAGUCUCAAAAAGUGCGCCUAACUGCACAGCAGCUGGUGCUCACUUUAAUCCUUACAAUACGACUCAUGGACCACGUACGGCUGAUAUAACAAAACGACAUGUUGGAGAUCUUGGAAAUUUAACAACUGAUGAAAAUGGUACUGUUAGUAUUAAUAUGGAAGAUUCGAUUAUUCAAUUAUAUAAUGCAACACAAUCGAUUCUAAAUCGAACUAUUAUUGUACAUGGUUUUCGUGAUGAUGGUGGUCAAGGAGGAUAUAGUGAUAGUAAUACAACCGGAAAUGCUGGUGCUCGAGUUCUUUGUGGUCUUAUUGAAACAUCAAAUACAUUAAUUAUCAAACCAACUAUAUUCGUAUACUAUAUAGCGAUAAUAGUUGCCGUUAUAAUUUUAUUAUAA